CAUUCCCAUUCUCUCCAAUACUCCCUUCUCUGCCCCCACCUGGGUCUCCAGCCCAAUUUCCACUCCACUCCAUCUGCACCCCUCCCCAACUGGGACGGUGGAGGAUAACUUAGAGGCAGGCGUCACCCAGAUCAGCCUCCUGCUGCCAGUCUAAGACCUCUUUCUUGUUCCUCAGGUCCCCCCGGCAGCCAUGGACUUGGGUCUCUUGGGCAUGCCAGGUGCCCCUCAGGGUCGCAGCAAGACCCUGCUGGGAGCACGGAGCAGGGGCCCGGCCGUGCGUCGGCAGCGGGAGUUCCUGCCGGAAGAGAAGAAGGACACAGUUUACUGGGAAAAGCGGAGGAAGAACAACGAAGCAGCCAAGAGGUCCCGGGAGAAGCGGCGUCUCAACGAUGCGGCUCUGGAGGGCAGACUGGCUGCCGUGCUGCAGGAGAACGCUCUGCUCAGGGCUGAGCUGAGAGCGCUCAAGCACCGCUUUGGCCUCCUGUCCCCUGCUGGCAGCACCCGUAGCCUGCCCUUGCAGGCUCUGCUGUGGACGACCCCCUGGACUGGAGACCCCCUUUCUGGGGCUGAGCCACUCCCAUCUCUGCCUGGCUCCCCUGGCUGCGUCUUGAGGCCCUGUUCCCUGGAUGCUGGGGUCCCGGGAUGCCAGGGCUGCCAAGUGGCUCACAGGUGGACCAGCCUGGCAACUUCCUCCAGGCUCCCCCAGGACCCUGCCGCCCCUGACCCCAAGAGAAUGGACAUGGCCUUGCAAGCUGCCCUCCCAGCCACCUUCUUCAGCUGUCACCUCCUGAGUGGACAUGGGGGGCCCAGACCUGAGCUCAGGCCCUGCUGGGGACUGUGGUCUCCUGUGCCCACUGGUUGCCAGGCCUCAGGGCCCUCAGAUGUGUUACUGACACCCACUGUUGAUCCCAUGGGGCUGCCUCCCAGAGUGGCUUGCCCUGUCCCAGGGAACCAUCCCGAGGGUCUAGCUCAGCCCUCCCUGCCCCACAAACUGCGCAUCAAGUCCCGAGCCUCCAGCAGAGUAGCCGGAGGCUGCAAGGGUGGCCAGGGUCCCCUCUGAGGGCUUUCCCUAGGCAGGGCCAGGACUACAAGGGGUGGUUAAGGCUGA
Molecule: messenger RNA, 1108 nt
Organism: Phyllostomus discolor (pale spear-nosed bat)
Lineage: Eukaryota; Metazoa; Chordata; Mammalia; Chiroptera; Phyllostomidae
Gene: NFILZ
Product: NFIL3 like basic leucine zipper
Exons: 1
Coding region: 191-1060 (289 amino acids)
Biological process (GO): circadian rhythm; regulation of DNA-templated transcription
Cellular component (GO): nucleus
Molecular function (GO): DNA-binding transcription factor activity; DNA binding
Source: RefSeq, a predicted model, not a curated record